Messenger RNA from Kockovaella imperatae, 1415 nucleotides. RefSeq lists its product as hypothetical. The transcript has a single exon. The record is from RefSeq and is a predicted model, not a curated record. Gene Ontology annotation, molecular function: aminoglycoside 3-N-acetyltransferase activity. Gene Ontology annotation, biological process: response to antibiotic. Bases 229 to 1014 code for a protein of 261 amino acids. Lineage: Eukaryota; Fungi; Basidiomycota; Tremellomycetes; Tremellales; Cuniculitremaceae.
GUGAGCAUGACGGACUAUCCGACCUAGGGACGACGUCUGAUCGGCGGCUGGUCAGUGUCAGUAGGCUCACCUUUGCCAGAGUAUUCGCCUCAGCAUGUAGCUCGCUCGGACGCUGUCUCCAGGGGCUUCACGACGCUCAUAGGUGCCGGCAUCCCCGGAUCCGAGCCCGGACCUUGAUCGACCGCACCACAGACCGACACUGCCGUAUCGCACACCCUCUGAGAUAGCAUGCAGCCACUGAGCGCACAGCUAUGUACAACGCAGUCAGUCAUGAAAGACCUACACGAUCUUGGGAUCUGUCCAGGUGAUACCGUUCUCCUGCAUUCCUCUCUCAGAAGUAUGGGGUACGUGGUGGGAGGUGCCGAGGCGAUCGUCACUGCAUUCCUACAAGUACUUGGAGAACAAGGCACAUUGGUCGUUCCAACCCACACGAGUGAGAACUCUGAGCCCUCCGAAUGGCAAGAGCCCCCAGUCCCUGAAUCAUGGUGGCAGGAAAUUCGCGAUCACACGCCAGCGUUCGAUCCAACAAAAAGCAAGACGAGACAGAUGGGAGCGAUCCCAGAGAUGGCCAGGACGUGGCCGGGUUCCGUCCGGAGCGAUCAUCCUCAGACCUCAUUCGCUGCUAUCGGUCGUCUGGCAUCUCGGAUCACCGCAAAUCACGCUUUAGACUGUCGUUUGGGGGAGCAGAGUCCAUUGGCAAAACUGGAGGAGUGCAAUGCAAAGGUGGUUCUACUGGGUGUGGAUUACGGGAGCUGCACAGCUUCUCACCUAGCAGAGUACAGAAUCGGUCGACCGAUGGUUGAGAAUUGGUUCGCUGCGGUCAUAGAUGGGCGAAGACAAUGGGUCACAGUUAAAGAUACGAGGAUCGACGGAGAUUUCGCAGAGUUGGGAGAGCCAUUCGAAGCGGCCUACAAAGUGGUAAAGGGACGAGUUGGCGCUGCGACGAGCAGAGUAUUCUCAGUCCGCGACGCUGUCACUUUUGCCGCGGAUUGGCUUACCAACAAUCGACGAUGACGAAUUGUGGUGGCUCAGGAUCUGAUGAGCUUGCGUGGAGUUUGGCACGUCUGUCACCGGGUGAGCUGGUCGUCGGCCUUGCACCUGGUCACCGAGCUUCAGAAAUUCGACAACACACCUCUCAUCUUCUUUCAGAACCCUGAGCACUCAAGCCAAAGCCUGCACCAUCUCGUCCUUCUAUUCACACUGUAAGACUAUCAGGUCAAGGUCAAAUGAUUGGACUAGGGCGCGGUGGGGCUGUGGCGGUCUUAUACAGGUAUAAGGGAAACUCGCAUGAGAGAUACAACCGAUCUCAGGUCUAGAGCGAUUGAUUGCGAGCUCCUUGUGGUGAUCUUGCAUCAGAUGCUGAGGCGAUUCGCAUGCAUAGCACGAUACGAUCGCCCCACAUAGACCAAGUCGGC